GAACUCCUGGAGGAUAUGAUGUGCUGAUUGUGUAUGCAAGUGACGCCACUGAAUGGUGUCAGUACCUCCAGAACCUCUUCCUCUUUACUCGGCACAUUCGAAAGCAUCGGAUUCUGAGCUACCAGCUGGAAGGCGAGUCUGCCAUCUCCCACCAGGAGCUGGACCUGUUCAACAGGAGUCGGAGCAUCAUCCUUUUGCUAUCUGCUGAGCUGGUGCAGAGUUUUUAUCUCCCUCCUGUCCUGCAGAGCCUUCAGGAAGCUUUAUGGCCCCCGUACAAAGUAGUCAAACUGUUCUGCGGUGUUACAGACUGUGAUGACUAUUUGACCUUUUUCAAGGACUGGUCUCAGUGGCAAGAACUCACAAAUGAUGAUGAGCCUGAUGCUUACCUUGCAGCUGUCAAGAAGGCUAUUUCAGAAGAUUCAGGCUGUGACUCUGUGACCGAUACAGAAACAGAAGACGAGAAGAACCCAGUUUACUCCCACAGACUCGCCAUGACUGAAGAACAUGGAUCACCCAAGAGCACUGGGGACCAUCCAGUGGUGCAGCCUGACCGCAUACAGUGUGGGGUGCAGACAAAAGUUUAUAUUAUCAUGAAAUGUAAACUAGAUGGCAAAGUGAAAACUGAAGUUGAAUUCUCUCCAGAGAAUGCGUCAUCUGUGCGUGUACUGGCUGAGAUGGAGAAUGAGUACACAAUCUCUGUGGAAGCUCCAAAUUUAACCUCUGGGACAGUGCCUCUGCAGAUAUAUUCAGGGGACUUGAUGGUGGGAGAAACAAGUGUCACCUAUCAUACCGACAUGGAGGAAAUCAGCAGUCUGCUGGCUAAUGCAGCCAACCCUGUACAGUUCAUGUGCCAGGCCUUUAAAAUCGUGCCAUACAGCAUAGAAGCACUGGAUAAACUGUUGACUGAGUCACUAAAGAAGAACAUUCCUGCCAGUGGCUUACACCUGUUUGGAAUCAACCAGCUGGAAGAAGAAGAUAUGACAACAAAUCAAAGGGAUGAGGAGUUGCCAACACUGCUUCACUUUUCUGCAAGAUAUGGGCUGAAGAACCUCACUGCUCUGCUGCUUACAUGCCCUGGAGCACUGCAGGCCUACAGUGUAGCCAACAAAUACGGCCACUAUCCAAAUACCAUAGCAGAAAAGCAUGGCUUUAAGGACCUCCGCCAAUUCAUUGAUGAAUAUGUGGAAACUGCAGAUAUGCUGAAAAGUCACAUUAAAGAAGAGCUGAUGCAAGGCGAGGAGGAUGAGUCUAUUUAUGAAUCCAUGGCUCAUCUGUCCACUGAUCUGUUAAUGAAAUGUUCCUUGAAUCCUGGCUCCGAUGAAGAGCUUUAUGAAUCCAUGGCUGGAUUUGUCCCUGGUGCCCCAGAGGAUCUUUAUGUAGAGAUGCUUCAGUCCAAACCAGACACUCCAGUUGCCGGAGAUGAAGUUUCUCUAACUACAAAAGACUCAAUGCUCCGCAAGUUUUUAGAAGGCAGUAGCGUGGAUGUGUCAGACUCAGAGGAAGGAGUUUCCCAGCAAUAUGGUGAAGAUGUAUACUACUCAGUGAAACAAGAUACUUUUCCACAGGAAAUGGCUAGUAGACCUCCAGUUCCUGUUCCAAGACCAGAAUCCAGCUCUCCACAGCCAGACAAUGAGCUGUACAUCUCCAAAAUUUUUGCACAGAAAGCUCAAAGACCUGAGAAUCUCUAUGUCCCUAGAGGAAGGGUUAAGAAAGAAACCAUAGUCAGGCCUGUAAGGGACCUGUCUCAAUCAAGCAUAUAUGAUCCAUUUGCUGGAAUGAAAACCCCAGGUCAACGGCAGCUGAUUACAUUACAAGAGCAAGUGAAAAUGGGCAUACUCACUGUCGAUGAAGCUGUACUUCAUUUUAAGGAGUGGCAACUGAACCAGAAAAAGAGAUCAGAAUCAUUCCGUUUCCAACAGGAAAAUCUGAAACGGCUACGAGACAGCAUAACCAGGAGGCAAAUGGAGAAGCAAAAAAAAGAUAAAAGUGCAGAUUUGGAAAUUACAGUACCCAUUCGACAUUCUCAUAAUACUUUGGGGAAACCAGAAUGUGGAAUAUAUGAAUACGCCCCCAGGAAAAAUGUUUUCCCACCAAAAAAGGAGUUAAAGCGAGGAGACUGGAAAACAGAAAGCACAUCCAGCACAACAAGUAGCACAAGUAACCGCUCCAGCACUCGGAGCGUAUUGAGUGUCAGCAGUGGCAUGGAAGGGGAUAGUGAGGACAAUGAAGUCCCAGAAACAAACAGAAGCCGCAGCCCUGUUGCCCACCAAGCAGAGAGGCUUCCUUUCCUGGAAAGACCUCCCAGAGUGCCUCCUCGAGGUGCAAGCAGGCCUGUAAGCUGUGAAGGCUUUUAUCCUCCACCUGUGCCCCCAAGAGGUCGCUGAAUCUCUCAACAUCUGUGGAAUAUGAGAUUUUUCUGUUUGUAUGUGUGUUUGUACAGAUAUUUUUAGGUUAAGUUAUUUAUAAUUGGGAGCCAAAUUAUUUCUUCUCCUUCGUCCUCCCUAAAGCUCUGUUGACUUUUCCCAUGAUUUUCACCAAGACUUCUUGGCCUUCUGUAACUUUUUUGAUUGGAAGAAUUUUGGUGCUUUGGGACUUGAAGAAAAAGUAUUAUGGUUGGAAAGGAGAAUGCUGAUGUGUGUUUUGGCAGCCCUGCACCAACACAAUGUUUCCCUUUGACCCAGAAAGAACACAUGUCCUUUUAGAAGCUAAAUCCUGAUAAGCAUUGUUACCAAACCCUCGAUACAACCUACAAGGGCUUGACUAGAAAGCAUGCUUG
Molecule: messenger RNA, 2776 nt
Organism: Pterocles gutturalis (yellow-throated sandgrouse)
Lineage: Eukaryota; Metazoa; Chordata; Aves; Pterocliformes; Pteroclidae
Gene: PIK3AP1
Product: phosphoinositide-3-kinase adaptor protein 1
Exons: 16
Biological process (GO): signal transduction
Cellular component (GO): cytosol
Molecular function (GO): signaling receptor binding; phosphatidylinositol 3-kinase regulatory subunit binding
Source: RefSeq, a predicted model, not a curated record